Molecule: messenger RNA, 1062 nt
Organism: Pestalotiopsis fici W106-1
Lineage: Eukaryota; Fungi; Ascomycota; Sordariomycetes; Amphisphaeriales; Sporocadaceae
Exons: 3
Coding region: 1-1062 (353 amino acids)
Molecular function (GO): hydrolase activity
Source: RefSeq, a predicted model, not a curated record
AUGGCCAAAAAUCAAGCAUCGAUUGAUGACCCAGCAACAUGGCAUCACUUUGCAACUUUGGAUGAUGAGUUUGUACAGAUGACAGAGAAGCAGGAGGUCAAGCCACGAUUCUGGCAGGACUAUAAGUUGAGCAGCCUACCCGCCACACGAGCCAGGUAUCAUGCUGUAUUCAAUGCCGACGCCCAGAAGGCUCUAAAGAAGGCAGAGCAUCAAGUGUGCCAGGAAGAGAUCUUUAUUCCGGUCAGCGACGGAGCGAACGUGCGUGCGCUUGUGUAUCGGCCCAAGGAGGAGGCGCCCGCCAGCGGCCUUCCCAUGGUUGUCCUCGUCCAUGGUGGUGGUUUCAUUAUUGGAAAUGCCGAGAUGGAGACGCCGACGUGUAUCCGAGCAACUCAAAGCUACAGAUGUAUAUCUGUGAGCCUCGAGUAUCGUUUGUCGCCCGAAGUCAAGUUUCCAGUGGCGUACGAAGAUUGCUGGGACGCGCUGAAAUGGCUUUCCGAGCAUGCCUCUGAGAUGGGCGCCGACCUUACCAAGGGCUUUGUUUUUGGUGGAACAUCUGCGGGAGGUCACAUCUCCAUCCCUCUCACGCAUCGAGCACGCGAUGAAGGCUUGACCCCUCCCCUGACAGGUGUCUACCUCAACGUGACGCCAUCUCUGGUGCCUCAGUCAUUGACGGACGACCUGAUUGCAAGGUACAAGCAUCUCUAUCAGAGCAGAGGCGUCCUCAAGGACGGCAUCACCUUGUCAAGCAUUUCCAUGGACUUUUAUGACGAAGCCGUUGAGCCCGACUUUAGCUCGCCUCUCUGGAGCCCUCUUCUCUGGCCGACGGGCCACGCCGGUCUGCCACCUACGUUCUUUCAGAUUUGCGGCGCCGACAUGUUGAGAGACGAUGCGCUCAUCUAUGAGAGAGAGCUGAGAAUGGACCAUGGGAUCAAGACUCGGGUUGUCAUGUACCAAGGGUUGCCGCACGUCUUUUGGUAUAAUUAUCCAGACCACUCUGCUUCCAAAAAGUUUGUCGAAGACGCUAGCAACGGGCUGGGCUGGCUGCUGGGCUGUGUGCCAUGA